AUGGCCAAUCACCCAUUGAACGGGAAGGUUAAAUUAUACCAGGAUAUACCUGAUGAGACAUAUGAAGCUAAUAUCUUAUCGAAAGAACAUGUAUGGCAAUUAUACUUUGAUGGCGCAGCAAGAGCAAGCCCUACUAGUCCAGUUAUCACUGGAGUGGGGGUAGUCUUCAUCUCCCCACAAAACCAUGUGCUACCUCGAGCUGUUUCCCUAACAGAUCCAUGUUCCAAUAAUGUAGCCGAAUACAAUGCUUUGUUAAUCAGUCUUGACAUAGCCAAACAGUUAGGGGUGAAGCAUCUAGAGGUGUAUGGUGAUUCACAAAUCAUUGUCAACCAGGUAAAAUGUGAAUAUAAAGUUAGGAAUGAGGACCUUAUUCCCUAUCACACCGCAGCCAUAGCAUUGGCCAACUCCUUUGAAAGCUUCUACAUUGACUAUAUACCCCAUCUCAAGAAUACCUAUGCCGACGCAUUGACAUCUCUUGCAGCUACAUUGGCCCUACCUGAAAGAGCCACCCAGCAAAUCACGAUGACCAACAGGCAAUUAUUCCGGCCGAAGUACGCAUUGCAAAUUAACACAGUCGACGAAUCCCCAGAACCUCUCGAGCCUAGAGAUUAG
Molecule: messenger RNA, 612 nt
Organism: Asparagus officinalis (garden asparagus)
Lineage: Eukaryota; Viridiplantae; Streptophyta; Magnoliopsida; Asparagales; Asparagaceae
Exons: 1
Coding region: 1-612 (203 amino acids)
Molecular function (GO): RNA-DNA hybrid ribonuclease activity; nucleic acid binding
Source: RefSeq, a predicted model, not a curated record